AUGCGUUCACUUGCCCUCUUCUUUGUCGCCGUGUCCGUCACCUGGGCUGACCUAUCACCUCUCUCCCAGGAGAUGAUAAACACUAUCAACAAGGCCAACUCCACCUGGAAGGCAGGGCAGAACUUUCACAAGGUUGAUAUCAACUACGUGAAGGGGCUGUGUGGCACCAUCCUGAAUGCGGCCAAAGCCCCACAAGUAGUUCACAAUACUGAAGGCAUAAAACUUCCAGACAGCUUUGAUGCACGCCAGCAGUGGCCUAAGUGUGCUACUGUCAAGCAGAUCCGGGACCAGGGCUCUUGCGGGUCCUGCUGGGCCUUUGGGGCAGCUGAGGCGAUAUCUGACAGAUUAUGCAUCCAUAGUAGUGGGGAAAUCUCCGUGGAGAUCUCAGCGGAAGACCUUCUGUCCUGUUGUGAUGAAUGUGGGAUGGGGUGUUUUGGUGGCUUUCCCUCUGCUGCUUGGGACUUCUGGGUCCAGAAGGGCCUCGUGACCGGAGGCCUAUAUGACUCCAAAGCGGGUUGCCGCCCGUACUCCCUGGCCCCGUGUGAGCAUCACGUCAACGGAACGCGUCCUCCAUGUCAGGGCGAACAGGAGACUCCCAAAUGUGUGGAGCAGUGCAUUGACGGCUACUCGCUGUCUUACCCCAAGGACAAGCACUUUGGAAGACGAGCGUAUAGCAUCUCUUCCGACCAGGAGCAGAUCAUGACGGAGAUUUACAAGAAUGGACCUGUGGAGGCGGCUUUCAGUGUUUAUGCAGAUUUUCUUCAGUACAAGACUGGUGUGUACCAGCAUGUGACAGGGGAGAUGCUGGGGGGUCAUGCCAUCAAGCUCCUCGGCUGGGGGCAGGAAAACGGGGCACCUUACUGGUUGGCAGCCAACUCCUGGAACGGUGACUGGGGAGACAAGGGUUUUUUCAAGAUCAAGCGUGGAAGUGAUGAAUGCGGUAUUGAGUCGGAGGUGGUGGCAGGAAUCCCAGGGCCGCUACGAUUAAUAGGUCGCCAUCAUGCUUCUGUCUCUGCUGGAAUUGUGGACAGUCCAUUGGGACUUUGUGUUCUCCAGAGCCGACACCGUGCUUCUGUGCUCGCUCACGGCCGCACUGUGCUAUCUGUGGGGCCGCAAGAGCCCCUUCUGGUGUGCAGCGAGGCUUUCCGCCAGUUUCUCCACCAGCACUGUCCCGUGGUGACAGAGCACUUUAGUCCAACGCCGUGGUGCUGGGGAGGCCGCCUUCAAACGGUGGUCUCCUACUUCAUCAAGUCCAGACCUGCCGUCACUUAUCGCAAUACGCGGAUCUGCACAGCUGAUGGUGGUCAGAUAUCUCUUGACUGGGUGGACAAUGAUGCCAGCGCCGCCUACCCAGAAUCCUCCACUCGGCCCACGGUGCUUCUCCUUCCCGGCUUGACGGGGAACAGCCAGCAAUCUUAUGUGCUCCAUGCUAUCAAGCAGGCCACCAGGCAUGGCUACAGAUGUGUGGUCUUCAACAACAGAGGCUUUGGAGGCGAAGAGCUGCUUACCCCGAAAACAUUCUGUGCCGCCAACACUUCAGAUCUAGAGCAUGUGGUGUCCCAUGUCAAAAGCCUCCACCCACAAGCCCCCAUCUUUGGUGCUGGUGUCUCUUUGGGAGGCAUGAUACUGCUGAACUACUUGGGACGUAAGGGGUCGGAGUCCGGGAUGGUGGCGGGUUUGACCAUCUCCGUCCCCUGGGAUGCGCAAAAGUCCGCUAUCUCCAUGGAGGAACGUCUUAACUGGCUGCUCUUCAACAGACAACUCACACUCGGACUGUGUAAAGCUGUCCUCAGGCACAGGAAGAUUCUGGAGAAAGUAGUGGACAUUGAGAAUGUCAUCCAGGCUCGCACUAUCCGGGAAUUUGAUGAACGCUUUACCACGCUGCUGUUUGGCUACGAAACAUGCACAGAAUACUACUAUGAUGCAAGCCCGGACAAAAAACUUCCUCAUAUCGCCGUGCCCAUCUUGUGUCUCAAUGCAGCCGACGACCCCUUCUCUCCACAACACUACAUCCCCUUCACCAUAGCCCAGGACCUGUCAAAUGUGGCACUUUUGAUGACAUCCCACGGUGGACACAUAGCCUUCAUGGAGGGCUGGUUCCCGCGUGGAGAGAGUUACAUGGAGCGUGUGUUCGAUCAGUUUGUCCGAGCUUCCUUGGAACACCCAACUGACAUCAGGAAAGCAUGCAGCCUGGAGUAGGAAGAGACAUGCUGAGUGUCUGUGCUUUUUGAAAUACUGAUUGUAAUCGGGCUAUUGCACUAAAACACAAUUGUAUGUGAGUGUAGGGUUUUUUUUGUCUUAGAACAACUGUAAUCAAGGAUAACACCAUCACCAUCGUGUUGAUCUACCUCAAUGCCUCACUAUUCAGGACAUUUAACCUCAUUGGCUGCUCACAAGUCACAAAAUAAUUCAUUUGUAAUCAUUCCUUGCAAAUGUUGUAGAUGUUAACAGUACAGUUAAAUAUUCUUAGUUCACUUUUCCCCUUUUCCAUGUUAUUUCUUAAUACCCUCAAUAAAACACCAAUUAUUUACACAAGAUAAAAUGAGUGCUGAUCUGUACUUUCAUAUGUUAUGAAUGCUACAUUUAUAAUCUAAUGAAUAAUGAUCAACAUAUUCUUAUUAGAUUGUGCAAACAUUAAAUGUAGCUUGGCUACCACUAAGACUGAGUCCUGUCAUUACAUUUUCUACUACUUACUUGUAAACCAAUAGCUAAACAUGAGUCAUGACGAUUAAUAUUGAAGCGAUAUCGAUUUCCUCGCGUCCGGUUAAGUAACGUUUGGCUGAGAAACAAGGGUGUGGAGAUGUCCCCAUUCACUACAGAAGAGAUCAAAUUUGGUAUUUUUUAUAAACGAUUGUAACAUAGAAAUGUUUGUCAACAUUAUGCUCCAGGCAAAAAAAAUUUCUACAUAAAUGUCGAUUUAUGAACGUAAGGCCUACAUUUUUUAAUUGGCUAAAUGGAUUACAAUUAUCAAUCAAAUCUUGGAGAAUGAUUAAGAGUACAAAAGCACUUACAUUUAUAUUUUUGUUAAAAACAUUUAAAGUGAUUUAGGUAGCCCUUUUUGUCUUUUUUUAAUAUUAUGUUUUGUAUUAUUAUUUAUUAAUAUUUAAUACUCUAUCUGUAUUUGAUUUUGUUUUCUUUCCUUGAUGUUGAAAGUGCUUUGACUUUUGUGUGAAUUAUAAAUGUAGGUUUGUUCAAUUAAAAAAAAAAAAAAAAAAAAAAAAAGGUUAAGUAACGUGCUUCCGACGAGCAAUGAUGACAUCACAACUGUUGAAGACGGCUGUCAGUUCGUAGCGGAAUAUUUUAAACACUGCCUGUAAUUAUGUUUUAUCGUUUCAACACAAUAUUACGGGACAAUGGAUUUAAAAACAGAAAUUAUUUGACGGGACAUUAAAACCAUUCCCGGAGUCAUGUGCCAUUUUUAUUGUUUACUGGAAGACGACUUUUAACACAAAGGACCUCAGCGGACUUUUGUCCAGUGUGCACGCAACAUGUGGUCACCAUGGAGACGGAGCACACUGCGGAACUUCGCCUUCACUCCGAGUUAUCCAUCCCAAAACGAAUUAACCCCACCAACAAAAUAAGCACAGUCCUCAAACGUUCACAAUGAAGAGAAAACCACUUAGCUAACACCAC
Molecule: messenger RNA, 3633 nt
Organism: Entelurus aequoreus (snake pipefish)
Lineage: Eukaryota; Metazoa; Chordata; Actinopteri; Syngnathiformes; Syngnathidae
Product: phospholipase ABHD3-like
Exons: 20
Coding region: 1-2199 (732 amino acids)
Biological process (GO): medium-chain fatty acid catabolic process; medium-chain fatty acid biosynthetic process; proteolysis
Molecular function (GO): acetylesterase activity; monoacylglycerol lipase activity; cysteine-type endopeptidase activity
Source: RefSeq, a predicted model, not a curated record